GCGGAGCUAAGGGGAGCGGCGAGAAUUCCGGGCGGAGAUCGUACCUUUGUCUCACCGUCCCCCAGGCACCGCACCCUCUACGUAUUUUGUAUUCCAGGGCGUCUUCGAGCCAGAUACCAACUUCGCAUGUUGAAUUGGCUUUGGACAGCAUUGUGAAGCAAAGCUGCUAUGCCACUUGAAUUAAUAAAAGAAGUCAAUGGGGUGCCUCAAGUUGAGCCCCUAACUAAAUUACAGAAAGUACAUUUCAGAUCCCUGCAGCCAGGCUGUGAUUAUAGCGGGAAAUAUGUCCAGGGAAAACUUUCACAUAUCUCUUCUUUAACUUAUGGUGGAAACAGAAUAGCUACUUUAAAUGUUGGACUACAAGAACAAGAAAAUUCAAAUUCUGACAUCAACACCAUCAAUGUAUCAUUUUUUGGAAAAUUAGCAAAGGACUGUGCAAAAGUUUUCUAUAAAGGGGACACCAUUGCAGUGGCUGAAUUUAUUGUUUUGUCAUCUUCAUCUACAAGCAGAGAUGGGGAACAUUGCUUAGUUUUGAAAGCAUUUGAGGACUUGCAAUCGACUGUUUAUGUUUAUGUUAAAUCCGUAAGAGGUUUUUCUACACAAUCAGUGUCUUUGGUGCCAGCAUCACAUUAUGCGUACACACCCCUGAAUAAACUGAAGGCUGGUAUGAUCGUCAAUGUCUAUGGUGUCGUGAAAUUCUUUAAGCCUCCGUAUCUCAGCAGAGGAACUGAUUACUGUUCGGUUGUAACAAUUGUGGACCCGUCAGAUGCAAAGUUAACCUGCCUGCUCUUUAGUGGGAAUUAUGAAGCCCAUCCGAUGGUUUAUAAAAAUGGAGAUAUUGUUCGCUUUCACAGGCUGAAGAUCCAAAUAUAUAAAAACGAGACUCAAGGUAUCAACAGCAGUGGCUUUGCGUCUGUGACAUUUGAGGGAACUGUCGGAGCUCCUAUCACACCUCGUACUUCAAACAAGUGUUUUAACUUCACAACCGAGGACCACAAAAUGGUGGAAACCUUACGUGCUUGGGCAUCUAGUAAUAUUUUGCUUUCUUCGACAUUAGUAAAAUUGUGUGAUAUUCAGCCAAUGCAGUAUUUUGACCUGACUUGUCAGCUCUUGGGCAAAGCAGAAGUGGAUGGAGCAUCAUUUCUCCUUAAGGUGUGGGAUGGUACCAGGACCCCCUUCCCAUCUUGGAGAGUCUUAAUUCAAGACCUUGUUUUUCAUGGUGAUUUAAGUGACAUCCAGCGGCUACAGAAUCUGACAGUAGACAUUUUAGUCUAUGAUAACCAUAUUCAAGUGGCAAAAUCUCUGAAGGUUGGAAGCUUUCUUAGAAUUUAUAGCCUCCAUACCAAACUUCAGUCACUGAAUUCGGAGAACCGAGCGACAUCGUUAGCUCUAGAGUUUCAUCUCCAUGGAGGUACCAGUUAUGGUCGGGGAAUCAGAGUCUUGCCAGAAAACAACUCUGAUGUGGAUCAUUUGAAAAAGGCUUUAGAAUGUGCAAGUUUGACAGCCAAUCAAUGUUCAGAUGAUACGUGUCAGUUAGACUAUGAGGACAGCUUUCCAUCAAGCUCUGGAUCAGUAUCAAUAUAUGAGGAAGAACGAUGUCAACAAUUAUCAGCUACAAUUCUUACAGAUCAUCAGUAUUUGAAGAACAGCCAACUAUGUACUAUUUUGAAACAAAAAGCUCCUCAACAAUUUCGCAUCCGAGCAAAACUGAGGUCAUAUAAGCCCAGAAGCCUCUUUCAGUCUGUUAAACUUCGUUGUCCUAAAUGUCAUUCACUGCAAGAAGUUCCAUUUGAGGGUGAUUUGGAUAUAAUUUUGCAAAAGGGUGCAGCUAAAACCCCAAAUACCAAACUACAAAAUGCAUCAUUAUAUGAAUCAAAAAUCUGGACCACUAAAUAUCAAGGAGGACGAAAAGUAGCUAUUCAUUUUGUGAAAAAUAAUGGUAAUCUCCCACUUUCAAAUGAUUGCCUAAUUUUGGUAGAAGGAGGUACACUCUAUGAAAUCCAGAAACUCGCAAACAACUUUCAUAGUAUAAUUCCUGUGAAAUCUGGCCGUAGAAAACUGGAAGUCCUUGACCUUUCAGCACCAUUCCUUAUACAAGGAAAAAAACAUCACUAUGGAUGUAAACAGUGUUCUAUUUUGAGACCAAUACAGAAUCUAAAAUCCGUGGUUGAUAAAACAUCAUGGAUUCCUUCUUCUGUGGCCGAAGUACUGGGUAUUGUACCCCUCCAACAUGUAUUUGUGAUGACAUUUACUCUUGACGAUGGAACAGGAGUAUUGGACGCUUAUCUUAUGGAUACUGGCGAAUUCUUCCAUAUUGCACCAUCAGAAAUCCUAAACAGUGAUGACCUUCAGCAAAGUAUGGAUACGACCAUGGAUAUGUUAUGCCCUCCAGGAACAAAAAUUGAUGCAUACCCAUGGUUGGAAUGCUUCAUCAAGUCGUAUAAUGUCACAAAUGGAACGGAACAGCGAAUUUGCUAUCAGAUUUUUGACACCACAGUUGCAGAUGAUCUUACCUAAUAUUGACGUUCAGCUUACUAUAAUGUAAAAUAUUGUAAUUUUCGAAAACAUUACUAUUUUCUGUGAGAUUGCUAUAAAACACGUAAAAGAUUUACCUCAUUAGUUUAUUUUCUAUUUUAGCUACAAUUUUAUUUUUUUUUAUUUAACAAAUGGACAUUGUAUUAUUUUCAUGCCUUCUUGUAAGUUAAAAAUGUUCCUGUUGCUCAAAUAUCGAGUAUGAUAGCUGCUAAGGAUAUAAAAGAAAGAGGGCAUUGAAUAAAUAAGGACUUGUUUUAAUUUACUCUUUGUGGUCCCUUCAGAGAAGCUAUUUUGUUACCUUGCACUAGCAAUCACUUUUCGUGUUGGUUUUUCCAUGUAUCAGCCACUGAUUUGUCUGCAGUCCACCAUCUCUGGUUGAGCUUCCUUUCCUGCCCAGAUUUUUAUAUCAGCAAUGUUGAUAAUUUUAGCCUGGUCGUGGGAUCAGGAUAUGUCCUUACCUUAAAUCUCUCAGCUUUGACUGAGUGUACACCAUGUAGUAGCUUGUGGUUUUGUUUUGUUUUGUGUUUGUACAAAGGGAUCUGCUUAAACAAGUACUCUCGUCAAAGAAAUGCUUUUCCAAGUGAGCUACACUGUACUUAAAAGAGUGGUUUACUUUAAGUGGAAGUGGCGGAAUUGCUUUCUUUGAGUGCUGAUAUUGACCAAUAUAGGCUAAAUCCUUUUUUCAGACCAGAAUUAUGUGUUUUGAUUGCUUAUUUUUCUACAUGAUAUUAGAAGUUACUCCAUUUCACCUCAGCUUAAUAAAGUGGUCAGAUGUUAGUGACUUACUUAUAUUACCCUUUUCAAAAUAGUCUUAUGUGAAAUGUAUUUCAGAUUGAACAGUGAGAUGUUAACUCGGGUAUAUAGUCUACUUUUUAUCUGACAAUAUGUCCAAUUUAAAAUCAUGAAUAUUCAAUUUUAUACAAAUUCUUCUGUAUAAUCUCUAUAUACAUAGAUUUAUGUAUGUUAUUUGCUAAAGAGAGAGAGUUACAGAUCUGUCUAGUUCAAUAUUGAAUAAAUGUACACAUUUCAACUGUUUCAUUUGUUUGCCCUGUUUGAGCCGAGGCAUGAUUUGUGGCAAAGAAUCAAAGCAGGUAUGUCAAGAUAGCAGGUAGUUAGGACUGUCUGCACACCAGGUACUAUGCUAAGCACUUUACAUGCAGUUGAGUCUCACAACAACCCAUUUUCCUGAUAAGAAAACCGAGGCUUGAUUGAUUAGCUAACUUGACUAAGUUCACACAGUUAUUAAAUGUUAGUACUUGAAAUUAGAACAAAAGCUAGCAUGGGCAUUUCUGUAAAUGAGUCCUGCCUUAAAUAGCUGAAGUAACACUGGAAGUAGGAGGAGUCACUGGUAUGUUUUCUUACACUAACCAAAGGCUUGUAACACCUUAUUGGCAAGAAGGAUUGACUGUCUAAUUUCCUGCACUCAUCAUAACUGUAAGUUCUAGUUCCUGAGUAUGUUAGCACGUCUCCAGACCUAACUACCC
Molecule: messenger RNA, 4019 nt
Organism: Rhinolophus ferrumequinum (greater horseshoe bat)
Lineage: Eukaryota; Metazoa; Chordata; Mammalia; Chiroptera; Rhinolophidae
Gene: POT1
Product: protection of telomeres 1
Exons: 20
Coding region: 169-2517 (782 amino acids)
Biological process (GO): telomere capping; regulation of telomere maintenance via telomerase
Cellular component (GO): nuclear telomere cap complex; chromosome, telomeric region
Molecular function (GO): telomerase inhibitor activity; G-rich strand telomeric DNA binding
Source: RefSeq, a predicted model, not a curated record